Molecule: messenger RNA, 2083 nt
Organism: Kogia breviceps (pygmy sperm whale)
Lineage: Eukaryota; Metazoa; Chordata; Mammalia; Artiodactyla; Physeteridae
Source: RefSeq, a predicted model, not a curated record
UCUGGGGAAGAGCCACAGUCCUCGGCCAGGCCAAGCCAAGAUCCUACCGCACCGGCACUCUCUGCCCAUCUCGCUCUCACCAUGAGCUGUUUCCUGCAGAAUUCCUCUGCUAGCUAUGGGGGUGGCUCCUGCAAGCUGGGAGGAGGUCGCAGUAUCUCUAGCGGCUCAACCCGGUUUUACUCUGGGGGAUCAGCUGGGGGCUUUGGGGGUGGCGUAAGCAGCAGCUGUGGUGGAGGGGCUGGUAGUGGUUUGGGUGGAGGCCUGGGAUGUGGCUUCGGAGGUGGCAGCUUUUGUGUGUCUCUUGGCGGUGACUUCGGUGGAGGAUACGGUGGUGACAAUGGCGGCCUCCUCUCUGGCAACGAGAAGGUCACCAUGCAAAACCUCAACGAACGCCUGGCCUCCUACCUGGACAAGGUGCGCGCCCUGGAGGAGGCCAACACUGACCUAGAGGUGAAGAUCCGAGACUGGUAUCUGAAGCAGAAACCAGUCGGCCCAGAGCGCGACUACAGCCAGUACUUCAAGACCAUCGAGGACCUCCAGGACAAGAUCUUGGCGGCCACCAUGGACAACAACCGGAUCAUUCUGGAGAUUGACAACUCCAGGCUGGCUGUCGACGACUUCCGUCUCAAGUAUGAGAACGAGCUGGCCCUGCGCCAGAGCGUGGAGGCCGACAUCAAUGGCCUGCGCAGGGUGCUGGACGAACUCACCCUGAUGAAGACCGACCUGGAGAUGCAGAUCGAGAGCAUGAAGGAGGAGCUGGCCUACCUCCAGAAGAACCACGAGGAGGAGAUGAAGGAGUUCAGAAACCAGGUGGUCGGCCAGGUCAGUGUGGAGAUGGACGCCACCCCAGGCGUUGACCUAAGUCGCGUGCUGGCGGAGAUGAGGGAGCAAUACGAGGCCUUGGCGGAGAAGAACCGCCGGGAUGCCGAGGAAUGGUUCAACAGCAAGAGUGCAGAGCUGAGCAAGGAGGUGUCUACCAGCACCGUCACUAUCCAGACCAGCAAGACGAAGAUCACGGAGCUCAGGCAUAUGCUCCAGAGUCUGGAGAUUGAGCUGCAGGCCCAGCUGAGCAUGAAAGCCGGGCUGGAGAGCACGCUGGCGGACACCGAGUGCCGCUACGCCCUGCAGCUGCAGCAGAUCCAGGGCCUCAUCAGCAGCAUCGAGGCCCAGCUGAGCGAGCUCCGCAGUGAGAUGGAGUGCCAGAACCAGGAGUACAAGAUGCUGCUGGACGUGAAGACACGGCUGGAGCAGGAGAUCGCCACCUACCGCAGCCUGCUGGAGGGCCAGGAUUUCAAGUGGGUCAUGUGGGAAAGUGACUGAGGGACCCUGGGCUGUCAGAGCAGGCAUGGCCUUAGGGAUCAGGCCCUUGUGUCUGGGAGGGAAGGACACCUGUCUGAGCUUAAACAGCCUGGACCAAGAUCCAGGACCAGAGCUUCCUCCUUGUCCUCUGGCAUCAGACUGUAGGGGCAUUUCCUUUAACUUUUAAAUUCGGGCCUCCAGGUUAGACUGGCAGGACUAGGGACUAUGGAGAAAAUAUCUCAUAUUGGAAAAGUAUUAGCUUGGCUUCAGGGCAGCCCAACAAAACUGUUAAAAUCGAGAUUUCACUGCCUUCAGACUAUCUGCAGGGAUCAGGCCAUCCUUGUGGGAUCAAGGAAGGGGUAAGGGGUCGAGUGAAGCAGAGGGAGAACAAAACGUCCAGCAAAUGCCUAAUAAUAUCUCCGCCUGGGGCUUCACGGACACAUAGGACAGGCCUCGGAGUCACCUGAUUUCGCUGCUCUGUGGGGUGGGGGCACAGCUGGGAAAAGACCCCAACUCAGGGGCUCCAAGUGAUGAUAUGAGAGACUCCAUCUGAAGACAGGUAGGUGGCUGUCCUCCGUUCCCUUCCACUCAUGGCUGCCUCUCUCCUUUCCCCCAGGAUCCCCAGCUCCACCACAGGAGGAAACGUCAGCCGCAGCAGCACCAUCUCCACUCGCCGCAUUUCAGAAAAACUUAAGCCUUAAAUCUGCCGGGCAGCCCCUCGCUCUGUCUUCAGCACCCAGAGGAGAGAGCUGACGGUUCCCUGCAGGAGCAAAGGAGGGGCCGC